AUGGCAUCCAUACUUCUACUCACGCUGCUAGGGACACUGGCCGUCCAGGUCCUCGGCAAUGCAGUAAAUAGAUCUGCACUUUUACCAAUUCCAGACAAACCGCGGGUGUUCAUUUUAUCGGAUAUCUCCAAUGAGCCUGAUGAUCAGGAAUCUUUGACUCGGUAUCUGCUAUACUCCAAUCAAUUCAAGACAGAGGGUAUUUGUGCCGUGACGUCAACUUGGCUUCAGGAUGAAGUCCAUCCAGAAGCUAUGCUGGCUGUUAUUGAUGCUUAUGGAAAUGUAACGGAUAAUCUAAAUCGACAUGCUCCUUUCGAUGCACCCUAUCCAUCGGGGGAGCAUAUGCGCAGCCUUGUAACCAAAGGCGCCGCUACAUAUGGCAUGAAAGCGGUUGGUAAGAAUAUUCCCCUCAGCGAUGGAGGCAAACUCCUCUUCAAGCGCCUCCAAGAAAAGACCGACGAACCACUUUGGGUCCUCGCCUGGGGCGGUACAAACGUCCUAGCCCAAACCCUUUACAAAAUUCACCUUGAAUUCUCUGCAGCAGAUGCAGAAUCCAUAAGAUCCAAGCUUCGCGUUUACACCGUCUCCGACCAAGACGACACAGGCGCCUGGAUCCGCCAACAGUACCCAGACAUAUUCUAUAUCUCUUCCACGCAUGGCUGGAACCAAUACGGUCUAGCUGCGUGGACCGGUAUAGCAGGAGAUAAAUAUUAUGACAAGGGUGGACCCGAUUUCUCCAAAGUAACGCACGAAUGGCUUCGUGACAAUACUCAGAUCGGAUCUUACGGCAAGGCGGCAUACCCGAAUUAUGAGUAUAUCAUGGAGGGUGAUACACCCACCUUCUUGUAUCUCAUUCAGAACGGUCUUGGUGUACGAGAGCAUCCGGAUUAUGGAUCCUGGGGUGGAAGGUACAUGAAAGUCACGCCAUCGACGGUGCUGAAUUUCAAUCAUUAUGCUGAUGCGGCUGAUCGGGUUGUUGGAGCCGAUAAUGAGACGUAUGUUUCUAAUCAGGCGACUAUUUGGAGAUGGAGAAAUGCUUUUCAGAAUGAUUUUGCGGCGAGGAUGCAGUGGUCUCUGCCGGGGAAUGUUAGUAAGGCUAAUCAUCAGCCGGUUAUUUCGAUUAAUGGAAGUCGAGGUCUCGCGCCGUUGAACAUAAGUGCGCCGGUUGGAUCGACGAUCAAUUUGGAUGCGGGGGCAACGGAGGAUCCUGAUGGGAAUGAUUUGACUUUUCGGUGGUUCCAGUAUAAGGAGCCUGGAUCGGAUGAUUGGAAUGUUGUGAGUCAGGUCCCUGAAUUGAAUUUCACUGUUUCGCACGGAGGUCGGAAGGCGCAUGUGCGGAUCCCUAGUGAGAAAUUGAGCUGUGAUGGGACGGGCUUCAACCCGUCUGGGUGUUGGCUGCUUCAUUUGAUUCUUGAAGUGACAGACAAUGGUUAUCAUCCGUUGACGAGCUACAGGCGGGUGUUGUUGCAGACAACCAAUGUUACUAUGUCAUCGGCUUGA
Penicillium pulvis is the source of this 1497-nucleotide messenger RNA. Its product is annotated as DUF1593 domain-containing protein. Gene Ontology annotation, molecular function: hydrolase activity, hydrolyzing N-glycosyl compounds. Lineage: Eukaryota; Fungi; Ascomycota; Eurotiomycetes; Eurotiales; Aspergillaceae. The transcript is spliced from 2 exons. Bases 1 to 1497 code for a protein of 498 amino acids. The record is from RefSeq and is a predicted model, not a curated record.